UCCAAGAAGUCCAUAAAAAGUGUCUAGGAAAGACACAACACAAGUCGGAUAAAAAUAUGAUUGUCAACUGGAGCUUAAUUAUCAGCCUACAACUCCUUACUGCAAUUGAGGUUGCUGCGUCCCAACGAGGAAAUCUGCGCAUUGUGGGAGGAAAGGUCCUUUCUAUAGUGAAAGCACCCUGGCAGGUUUCAAUACAAGUGGAUAGGAUUCAUAUUUGUGGCGGCUCUAUUUUGAGCCCUUCUAUAAUUGUAACAGCAGCACAUUGUGCGAGGCGGCUUAGACGCAAGAAUUCACAAAUUCGGGCAGGAUCCAAUUAUUGGAAACGUGGAGGGCAGGUCGCUCAAAUAAAAAAAAUUACUGAGCAUCCGAAGUUCAAUGCCGUUACUUUUGAAAACGACGUCGCCAUUUUGCAUUUAAGUACGAAACUUAAAUUUGGUCUGACCACAAAUUCGAUUCAGCUGGUAAGAAAAGCACCACAGAAAGGAGUUCGUGUGUCUGUUUCAGGCUGGGGUUUUACGAGAGAGAACGGUUUUAAUCGUUCGCGGGAUUUGCAAUAUGUGUAUGUGAAAAUUAUAAGUCGCAAGUCUUGCCAGAACUCGGGACACGCUAAAAAAGGAACAAAAAUAAGAACGGGCAUGAUAUGUGCUGCCGGCAAUAAUAAAGAUGCAUGUCAAGGGGACUCUGGCGGCCCGUUGAUUGGAGAUGGAAAACUAGUUGGUAUUGUUUCAUGGGGCGUGGGAUGUGCUAGAAAGGACUUUCCAGGAGUUUACACCGAUGUGGCAUUCUACCGGAAGUGGAUAUUAACAGGAUCGAAAAAGAAAGUGUAAAAACUAUAUCUUUCAAUUUAUAUGAAAGUAUCUUUCGUAUUCCUCUACAACUAGUAAGAAUCCCCCACUAGAUUUUGAUCAUCAUAUAUCACCGAGCAGCAGUAUGUAGUUGAGUUAUCGAUUUUCAUAAACAAACUCUAUAUCCGCGUGAGGACCUAGGAAAAAACAAGUAAUGGUGCUCUAGUCGAGACUGCUCGACUAGGAGAUACCCUGAACCAUGCAAAGAAAUUCACUUCUUUUAUACACAUAUAAAAAAUCACAACUGCACAGUUAGCAGCGACUGUGCUUGGGUUGCAGUGCACUGAAGGCGUGGUCUCCAAAAUCUUUAAGUUACAAAGCCGCUAUAUUUAUUAAAUAUAUACACAGUAAAUCUGAAGUCUCCAGGUCUAAAGGUGCUCAAAUUAGACUGAAAAAAAAAAAAAUAAAUAAAAUAAAAUUUUCGAUUAUUCUCGAUAAAAAAGCUAUCGGAUAAGUCAUCCAAAAAAAUGUGAUAAACUUUUACUGCGUAUGGUACACAUGAGU
This is a messenger RNA of Drosophila mojavensis, 1349 nucleotides long. Its product is annotated as trypsin beta. The coding region runs from base 57 to 827 and encodes 256 amino acids. Lineage: Eukaryota; Metazoa; Arthropoda; Insecta; Diptera; Drosophilidae. The record is from RefSeq and is a predicted model, not a curated record. Gene Ontology annotation, molecular function: serine-type endopeptidase activity. Gene Ontology annotation, biological process: proteolysis. The transcript has a single exon.